Messenger RNA from Gracilinanus agilis (Agile Gracile Mouse Opossum), 906 nucleotides. RefSeq names its product CD63 molecule (gene CD63). Bases 82 to 798 code for a protein of 238 amino acids. Lineage: Eukaryota; Metazoa; Chordata; Mammalia; Didelphimorphia; Didelphidae. Gene Ontology annotation, cellular component: membrane. The record is from RefSeq and is a predicted model, not a curated record. The transcript has 8 exons.
GUUGGGGGUCGGAGCAAAGGGAGAACAGGAACAGUUACGGGGAGAGGAUCUCGGAGCGUCCGGGACCCCAGGCCAGCAGCCAUGGCAGUCGAAGGAGGAAUGAAAUGUGUCAAGUUUCUGCUCUAUGUCUUAGUGUUGGCCUUCUGGGCCUGCGCAGUGGGGCUGAUCGCAGUGGGAGUGGCAGUCCAAUUCACCUUGAACCAGACCAUACCCAUUGGGGCUACAGCGGUAUCUGUGGUGCCUGUUGUCAUCAUAGCUGUGGGCGCCUUUCUCUUCCUGGUGGCCUUCUUGGGCUGUUGUGCAACCUGUAAGGAGAACUACUGUCUCAUGACUACGUUUGCCAUCUUUCUGUCCCUCAUUGUCCUAGUGGAGGUGGCUGCAACCAUCGCUGGUUAUAUCUUCAGGGACAAGGUGAAAUCAGAGUUUGAAGCUGGCUUCCGGGAUCAGAUGAAGGAAUAUGAAAAAAAUAACUCCACUGCAGAGUUCCUGGAUGGUUUGCAGGAAGAAUUCAAUUGCUGUGGGGCAGCGAACUACACAGACUGGGAGCACAUACCCCUGACACCCAAGAACAGGGUCCCUGACUCUUGUUGUGUCAAUGUUACCCAAGGCUGUGGAAAUGGCUUCAAACCUUCGGACAUUAACCAAAAAGGCUGUGUGGAGGAGAUUGGAAAUUGGCUAAAGCAAAAAGCUUUGGUGUUGGCUGGUGCUGCACUGGGCAUUACAUUUGUGGAGAUCUUGGGAGUUAUCUUUGCCUGCUGCCUCAUGAAGAGUAUCCGAAGUGGCUAUGAGGUGAUGUAGGGCUCCCCUGGACCCCUCACCACCUUCUCUUGGCAACAAUGGAGUGGGCUAUGGUGCCCUGGGUUUUUCAAUUAAUAAACGGAUUAUUUUUUUUUUUCACUCUGAAAA